UCUGUUAUCUGGAUUGACUGGGCUCUUAUCGUACUUCCGGUUGGCUAAUUGUGAACUGUAACAGUGCAGUCUACAUCGAACCAGUGUGAUGUGAAAAGAGAAAGUACGAAAGUCACUUUUCAGCAAGGUGAUCGAAUUUCCAACGAAAACAGAAUGCCGCUGGCUAACUGCAUUGUCAAAGUAUUUUAAAGAAAGUCCGCGAACCUCAAGAAGUAGAACGAAAGGAAUAUAUUGAAAGAGUAAUCUAUCCCUAUGAGUGAUCAUGGAGUACAGAACAUACCAUGGGGACAGCACCAACACAGCACUUUCUGUCGUGUUCAUUCUCUUGAUAGUCUUAGUGAACGGAGCUCUCGUGGCUCUACACGCCAGAAGGAAAGGCUUCUAUAAGAACAACAAGUCUAUGUUAAAAAUCUCCAUGGCAAUAGGAAAUCUUGUUUUGACCAUGUUCCCUUUGAUUGUCCUGGCCAAAUUCUACAACGAGGAUGAUUACCUCCCAUCCAUUUCGCUCCUACAGAAAGUCACUACCUGCAAUUUGGUGCUCCACUUCAUAAAUGUUCAUUGUCUGACUCUUCUAGGAGCAGACGUUUUAAUAAAGAAAGCAGUGCCUGAAGUGUUUAACAAACUGGCAUUAGCGUUGCUGACGUGUAGUUUACCUUGGAUCUUUAGCAUUUGCAUCGUUUUGCCUCUAGAUCUAGAUCUAGGUCAGGAUUUAUUUAUGAGCCGUUUUAUACUUGUAUCGGUCUUGUUUCCUAUCUUCGCACUAAACUCAUUAAUUAGUGAUGUUGUGUCUGUUACCAUGACGAAGGUAAUGUUAGGGAAUCGUCAACGUUUGCUGAUCAAUCUAAAUCCACCAGUUCUAUUUACGAACACAGGCCAAGAGGGACAGUUACGAGACUUAAACCAGCAGUCACUCAACGGUUCUCAAUGGAAUGUAUCAACAAAUCCAAAUUUCAGUAAUGUAGGUCUGGCUGAAAGUUUACCGAACAGUAACAAACGUGAUAUUAUACAUACAUCGCAGCAGACGUCAAAUCAACAUGAACACUCGAAUUCCUCGCCGAUGGAGCCUACAACUGAAACAAUACAAGUCAGUCACGCUAACCAACAGCCGAUGACCCCAUGGGCGCUCCCCGAUAUUUCAAACUCUACAACACUGGCGCCUGGAAUUGUAACUUCUUAAGGUCAUUACCAGCAAUCAAAUUUCCCCAUUAGUGUGGUCAUCUCCACUAACGUCGAGGGUUCGGCGCCCAGUUUAAGAAACGAAGUAAUAUAUCUGGUCUCCAGCUUUUUGCAUAUCGCAAUGGUCAUGCCAUAUUUAGUCAUUACUUUCGCCCAGAACGAGGAUGCUAUUUUUGACUGCGAGUUUAAUGUUUAUCAACUUUUUAUAUGGCUGCAAUUCACCAGAUCGAUACUCAUUCCCAUACUAUUGCUACCAACUUUGUGAAGCUUUGAUAUGGCGGCUAUUCACCGAUCGAUACUCAUUCCCAUACUAUUGCUACCAACUUUGUGAAGCUUUUCUAUGGCUGCAAUUCACCAGAUCGAUACUCAUUCCCAUACUAUUGCUACCAACUUUGUGAAGCUUUGAAAUGGCUGCAAUUCACCAGAUCGAUACUCAUUCCCAUACUAUUGCUACCAACUUUGUGAAGCUUUUAUAUGGCUGCAAUUCACCAGAUCGAUACUCAUUCCCAUACUAUUGCUACCAACUUUGUGAAGCUUUGAUAUGACCGCAAUUCACCAGAUCGAUACUCAUUCCCAUACUAUUGCUACCAAUUUUGUGAAGCUUUGAUAUGGCGGCUAUUCGCCAGAUCGAUACUCAUUCACAUACUAUUGCUACCGACUUUGUGAAGCUUUUCUAUGGCGGCUAUUCGAUUCGCCAGAUUGAUACUUAUUCACAUCCUAUUGCUACCGACUUUGUGAAGCUUCUAUAUGGCGGCUAUUCGCCAGAUCAGUACUUAUUCCGAACAUAUUGUUAUCGAUUACGUAUUUAGAGAACAGAAGACUCAAAGCGGUUUUUUUUUUCUAGAGUCAUUGUUUCAAUUCGAAGAUUCAUCCCUAUACUUUUUGAAAAUAAAGACCCAUAAAAACCAA
Molecule: messenger RNA, 2085 nt
Organism: Biomphalaria glabrata
Lineage: Eukaryota; Metazoa; Mollusca; Gastropoda; Planorbidae
Exons: 2
Coding region: 263-1177 (304 amino acids)
Source: RefSeq, a predicted model, not a curated record